This is a messenger RNA of Vanessa tameamea, 2792 nucleotides long. RefSeq names its product rho GTPase-activating protein Graf. Gene Ontology annotation, biological process: signal transduction. The transcript has 16 exons. NCBI's taxonomy places the organism in Eukaryota, Metazoa, Arthropoda, Insecta, Lepidoptera, Nymphalidae. Gene Ontology annotation, molecular function: protein binding; GTPase activator activity. Gene Ontology annotation, cellular component: cytoplasm. The record is from RefSeq and is a predicted model, not a curated record. The coding region runs from base 279 to 2297 and encodes 672 amino acids.
AUCCCCAGAGUCAAGACUAACUUAAGUGACAGUGUCAGUAUUUUACAUAUCUAUUGCGAUGAAUGAUGUAUUGAAUCGAAAUAUUUAUGUUAACAUUUUUAUUAAAAUUACUAGUAGUGUAGUGAACUAAAUAUCGAAUGGUGUCUUCGUUCCAUUAUCAAAUAUAUUCCGUCCUUUUAUAGUGCCGUGCGUAGGGCGUAAUGUCGUCAAAGGGUUGGUGAAAGUGUUGUUGGUGCAACAGUAAGGCGGACUAGGCGCAGAAGGCGCAGUGGGCGAGGAUGGGCGUGGGUCUGCAGCCGCUCGAAUUUACCGAGUGCCUUGCGGACAGUCCGCAUUUCCGCGAGAACCUCCAGCGUCACGAGAAGGAGCUCGAGCGCACGAGUCAGCAGAUAAAGAGGCUCAUCAAAGAGGUCAAGGAUGUUGUACAAGCUGCCAAACGUCUGGGUGCGGCGCAGCUCGCGUUGGCGGCCAGCAUGGAGCAGUUCGAGUUCGCAUGCAUCGGCGCCUCCAUGACGGAAGACGAGCGCGUCAUUGGGCGAUCGCUGCAGCACUUCGCGCAGCUCAUUCGCACUAUCGAAGACGAACGCGACCGGAUGCUGGGCCGAGCGCACGAGCAGAUCAUCCAGCCACUAGAACGCUUUCGAAAAGAUCACAUAGGUGCUGUUAAGGAAGGUAAAAAGAAAUUCGACAAGAAGACUGCCAAAUUUUGCCAGAGCCAGGAACGGACGCUCUCUCUCUCGACGAAGAAACCGGAAAAUGUCUUCCAAGAGACGAGAAGUAACUUCGAAGAAACGAGCAAGCAAACGGAAUCACUCAUGAAGAAGAUGAUGGAAGUACGACAGAUGAACAAAGAGGACGAGAGGAUGGAGGACGGCUCGGGCGGCGUGUCUGGAUACCUAUUCCUGAUGGAGAAAAAGGCGUUCGGCACGACGUGGAGCAAGCAGUACUGCACGUACGAGAAGGGCUCGCGCACGCUGUCGCUGAUGCCGUACAACCAGAUCAAUGUAAAGACGGCGGGCGGCGCCGAGCGCGUGGCGCUGGCGGGCGCGCGCGGCGUGGCGGACGCGGAGCGCCGCUUCUGCCUCGAGGCGCUGCCGGCCGAGCGCGAGCGCGCGCCGCUCACGCUGCAGGCGGCCGGCCCGCGCCAGCGCGCCGCCUGGCUCGCCGCGCUCGACGCGCAGCCCGCGCACGUGUCGAGCGCCCCGGCCUUGGGGGGCGCGGGUGUGGGUGGGGAGGGGGAGGCGUGGGCGCUGGACGACGCCGGGUUCGCGUUCGUGCGUCGCGUGAUCGGCGUGCUGGAGGCGCGCGGGCUCGAGGAGCAGGGCCUCUACAGGGUGGCGGGCGUGGCCUCCAAGGUGUCGCGGCUGGUGGCGCUGGCGCGCGAGCGGCGUCUGCCGCCCGCGCUGGCCGACCCGCUGGAGUGGGAGAGCAAGACGCUCACGUCGGCGCUCAAGGCCUACCUGCGCGCGCUGCCCGAGCCGCUGCUCACGCGCAAGCUGCACCGCGCCUUCCUCGCCGCUGCCAAGUGCGAGCGGCGCAGCGAGCGCGUGUCGGCGCUGCACGCGCUGGUGCACGCGCUGCCGCAGCCCAACUACGAGAUGCUGCGGCUGGUCCUCGCGCACCUCACCAAGGUGGUGGCGAGGAGCGACCGCAACCUGAUGACGGCGUCGAACCUCGCGGUGUGCUUCGGGCCGACGCUGCUGCGGGCGGAGCGUGAAACGGUGGCGUCGAUCCUCGAGCUCAAGUUCUACAACGUGCUGGUGGAGUCGCUGCUGGACAACUUCGGGCCGGUGUUCGCGCUGGAGCCGCCGCCCGCUCCCGCGCCGGCGCCCGCCCCCGCCCCCGUCCCCGCCCCCGCGCCCGCCGUCGCCGCUGCGCCCGCUCCGCCGCACGCGCUCAACGGCAUUAUCGGCACCUCUCCACCGACGAUACCGAUCUCCUCCAGAAAUGACAUCAGCGUGUCGCUGGCGGGCGGCAGCUACUCGCCGCACCACCACCAGCUGCUGCAGCACUUCGCGGCGCCCGGAGCGAGAGCGGGCCGCUGCAGCAGCAGCUCCGAGUCCGUGUCCAGCCACAGCGCGUCCCCCCCGCCGCGCGCGCCGCUCGCCUUCCCCCCGCGCACCACGCGGGUGCGCACGCUGUACGCGUGUCUGGGCGAGAGCGAGGGCGAGCUGUCGUUCGAGCCGAACCAGAUCAUCACGAACGUGUCUCCGUCGGCCGAGCCGGGCUGGCUGCGCGGCACGCUCAACGGCAAGAGCGGGCUCGUGCCGCAGAACUACGUGGAGCCGCUGCCCUAGGCCCCCGGGGCCCCCUCGCCGCACACCAAAUAUCAUAUCGUUGUAGUUUUACGUUGUUGAUUCUUUUGUAACUAUUUGUAUAUUUUGUACAUUGUAAAUACAGAGUUGUUGCUAUUUUAACUAUUUAUACUAUAUAUUAUACUUACGUUGUGAAUUUUGUACCAAAUAUACUUUAGUGUAUGUGGAUUUGUAUCAUAGGAUAUUAUAAUAUAAAUAUAACUAAUGAAAACGCCUUUUCGUUAAUUCACUUUAUUUCGCCUUUACAGAUCACAGUAUAUCAUAGUAGUAUUCCUUCCUUUAAACACUGUACACUUUAAAUAACGUUUCUUAGAAAGCGAUCGGGACUAGCCUACGACACGAUAUCGACACGACUAACAUAACAGUCGUUGACGCGUAACAGACUCGGAAGCUUGUGAAAAUUAUAACAGAACAAAAUUACAAUAAUUACCAACCUAAUAAAUAUAUAUCUAUCCUUAUUCAAUAUAAAACAGGUCC